Saprolegnia parasitica CBS 223.65 is the source of this 3190-nucleotide messenger RNA. RefSeq lists its product as hypothetical. The record is from RefSeq and is a predicted model, not a curated record. Lineage: Eukaryota; Oomycota; Saprolegniomycetes; Saprolegniales; Saprolegniaceae. The coding region runs from base 47 to 3133 and encodes 1028 amino acids. The transcript is spliced from 12 exons. Gene Ontology annotation, biological process: potassium ion transport. Gene Ontology annotation, cellular component: membrane.
AGCCCGCCGUCGCGCGAGAGGUCCAGUGGUCGUUGUUGAACGGACGAUGUUGUCGCACAAGAGCUCGUCCAAGGCGCCGCCCGGCGCGAUGCGCAAGCGCAAGCUCGAGUCGUCGACGAGCCGCCGGCAGUCGAUCCAGCGCAUGGUGUCUGUCACCGUCUCCAACCAGCUCGAGCAGAUUCGCGACCCGCGGGCGCGCGGCAUCUUUUUCCUCUUCCGCGACUCGGGCGAGUCGAUCCGCGAUUACACGCUCCGCACACUGGAGCAGUCGAACGCCGGCAGCACGCUCGACGGCUCCAUGAUCCUCCUCAGUCUCAUCUGGGUCGGCAUCUACAUUAGCGUCAAUCGCGACGGACCACGACCUCUCCUCGACAGCACGACCCAGUCCGACAUCAUCAAGGUCGGCUAUGCGCUCGGCGUCAUCUUCCUCUGCGAUUAUAUGCUGCGGCUGUACGCGUCCCCGCUGCGAGGCAACCACUUUAGCAGCUUCUUCUCCAUGGUCGACUUUGUCUCGUUCGUGCCGAUGGUCAUCGAACUCGCGCUUGGCAACGACAUUCUCUCGCGCUGGGCCGACGACCCGACGCGGCGCCAGCUCGUGUCGAUCCUCCAAGUCACCAAGACCGUCCGCAUCCUGCGCUCGUACCGCAUCCUCAAGUACAUCAAGUCGACGGUGACGCGGCAAAUCACGGCAACCGUCCUCACCGUCAUUUGCAUCAUUGUUGCGAUGGCUGGGAUGCUUCAGAUUCUGGACCAAUGCGCGGCGCAGUGCCCGACCGUGUGCCAGUCCAUGCUCGUGCAGACGUGCAUGGACCCGACGGCAGAGCGGGCGCCCGAGACGCUUGCGUGUCUCGAGCUCAACGACAAGUUUUACUGCUGCACGUGCCAAAACCUCGGGUUCUUUGACUGGGUCUAUUUCGUCGUGGUGUCGAUUUCGACGCUCGGGUACGGCGACAUUGCGCCGCGCAGCCGGUUCGGCCGCCUGGCCACGUCGCUCAUGAUCAUGCUCACGUUCGUGCUCGUACCGAUUCAAGUCAACAAGUUGAUUGCGACGAUCUCGUCCCACUCGGGGUACACGAAUUCGUACAAAGAGUACCGGACGCACACGCACGGGAUCAUUACCGCGGGUGGCGAAGUCAGCGCGGGGGCGCUCAACAACUUUUUACGGCAAUUUUUCCACCCCGACAACCCCAACUGGAACGAAAAGAUUGUCAUCUUGCACCCGUCGGCUCCGACGAGCGAAGUGAAAAAGAUCGUGCACCAGUACGAGCCCCGCGUCCAGUACAUUGUCGGCUCGGCCAUGAACGAGCUCGACCUCGAGCGCGCGAUGAUCAGCCGCGCGUCGAUUUGCUACGUCAUGAUCAACAAGCACUCGCAUCGGUCGUCCAACGAAGACCAGUCAAGUACGCUGCUGACUGCUGCGUUCCGUGGCUCGAACGCCAAGAUUCCCAUCUACUCGCAAGUGUACUCGUCCCAGAACAUGGGCCACUGCACGCUCUCGGGGGCGUCCGGCGUCGUCUGCAUCGAGCGCCUCAAGCUCGGCGUUGUGGGUCUCAACUGCUCCAUCAUGGGCCUCUCGACGCUCCUCUCGAACCUCCUCGAUACGGUCUCGCCCAACGUCGAGUUUCUGUACCCGUCCGAGUCGUGGGAAGCGGCGUAUUUGCGCGGCUACAUCCACGAGAUUUACAAGGUCGACCUCCCGCGCACGUUUUCCGGGCUCACAUACGGCGAACUCAUCUUGUUUCUCUUUGGGACGAUCCAAGUGAUCCCGAUCGCGAUGCUGACCGACCAAGGCGCGCGGAUCAUGCCCAUGGACUUUAAAAUCGGCACGACCGCCGACCCGACGAUUUGUUGCACGCUCUACGUGCUCGCGGCCGGCAUCUCGGUCGCGGACCGCAUCGCAGAGUACCCGCUCGAGCAAAUCCGCGAGUUCCGCCAAACGCUGCGCAAGCAAGAGCGGUACAUGGCCGAGCGCGCCGCCAACCGCCAGCGCACCGAAGCCGUGAUCGUGGCGCCGGCGCCCGAGGCGCCCACGCAGGACGACGCCGUGCCCAGCACGGCGGACGCGGAGCCGUCUGUCACGACGGAGAAGCCCGACGUCGUCGCUAACCUCAAGGUGCAAGGCUUUGCCGCCAUGCGCAAAACGAUCCAUGGCGUCAAGCACGCGUUUGAAAAGUCGUCACCGUACAAGGAUUUCCUGGACAAGCCACUGCCCGACGUGCUCAGCGGCCACGUGGUCGUUGUCGGGCUGCCGCUCUCACUGCACGACCUCAUCACGCCGUUGCGCCAGCACAUUGUCGAGACGUCCACCGUGCAGCCGAUUGUCUUUAUCUCGUCGUUUGGAAUGACGGAAGCGCACUUUCUGACGAUUCCGGACCCCGAGGGCAUCUACUUUUUCCAAGGCUCCCCGCUGAGCUCGUUCGAUCUCGAGCGCAUUCACAUUGGCAGCGCCGCGGCCAUCAUCAUUCUCGCCUCGACGUCGUCCAAGCGCCGCUACGUGGACGAAAACAUGGUGGACGCGGACGCGAUCACGACGGUGCGCUACAUCAUCGAGGCGUGCGGGUCCGCGACGCCCAACCUCAUCGUGGAGCUCGUCAAAGCCACGAACGUCAAGUUUAUGAGCUUCAUCGUCAAGCGGCCGCCGCGCCGCGGUCGCCGACAGAGCGACGGCCGCCACUACCGGACGUUUGGCUCCGUCGCGCUCAAGUACGCCAACACGAACGGCCUCGAUGCGACCAAGAACAGCGACCAGAAGAUCGACAUUGAACACAUUUGCGAGCCGUCGUACGCCUCGGGACGCGUGUAUGUCAGUGGCAUGAUCGACUCGCUCAUGAGCGAGUGCUACCAAAAACCCAACAUUACAUCGGUCGUCAACCUGCUCAUGUUUGGGUCCCCCGAAGACGACGAGUGCCAACGGCUCUUUCAAGUCAAAGUGCCCGCACUGCUCGUCGGGAAAGAGUUUGCCGAGUGCUUUCGCAAGUGCCUCAAACUUAACCUCAUUUGCAUCGGGUGCCUCCACCUUGCGUCCGACAAGUCACCGUCGUACGUGCACACGAACCCGCCGGGCACGAUGAAGAUCGUCGCCACCGACUUGCUCUAUCUGGUCGGCAAGCCGUGCGCCGAACUGCCCCUGUAGAAAAGGCACCCAAGCCCCAUGUUAUGGACUAACUUAUACCAAUAUAUAUUCUGCCCU